Glossina fuscipes is the source of this 8369-nucleotide messenger RNA. RefSeq names its product protein shank (gene Prosap). NCBI's taxonomy places the organism in Eukaryota, Metazoa, Arthropoda, Insecta, Diptera, Glossinidae. Gene Ontology annotation, cellular component: postsynaptic density; postsynaptic membrane; dendritic spine. The coding region runs from base 819 to 6518 and encodes 1899 amino acids. The record is from RefSeq and is a predicted model, not a curated record. The transcript has 14 exons. Gene Ontology annotation, molecular function: ionotropic glutamate receptor binding; synaptic receptor adaptor activity.
AUUUUAUAUGUGAGUAUACACAUAUAUAGUAAAGUUUUGUUCUCUUUUUAAGUUCAAGCAAUUUCUCUCUUUUUUAUCAAAGAGAUAAAGAAUUGAAACAACGUAUUUUUUAAUGCCGCCUUGUUUUGUUUGUGUUCUCUUCUUCACGAUAUUCCGGUAUUUGAGACACAAGAAGGGCAAAGGAAAAAAGACAUUUACACCCAAAGCAACCACAUCAUAAAAUACAAAAGUAAGCCAAACUUUAAGAAAGCGGCUAAAUUAGAGUAAUGCAUAUUAUAUAAAAUAAACCACUAAGAAGAGUGCACAUCGCACAGCCACACACACACGUGUUUGCGCGCACACAACUACGUGAAAUCACUUAACGCAAGCAAGCAAAGCAAAACAUUCUAAAAUCAAGGCAUCACCUCAAACCGACCAACAACAAAGCACUAAAUUUAAAAAUGUAUGCAGCACUUGAACAAUUUAUGGGCGCAUUUGCAACAGCAAUUAAAUUAACUUGAAGUAACGAGAAAACAUAAAUUUCAUUAAACAGAAAAAUUGGAAGGAAACUAAGAGCCGUUGCAUCACAAACGUCAAUUUAAAUACCCAUUUCGAAAUAAAAAUAAAGCAUAAUAAAUCCAGCUUGAAAUUACCAUCUCACGAGAACGAACCUUAAUUGAGAAAUUAAUAUAAAUUUCUCGCAUUCAUUUUGUUUAUCGUUUUUUGUUUUUUAAUUUUUUUAUUUAAUUAAUUAAAUUGCAAAUAAUUGAAAUAAAAAAACAUUCAAAAUUACGGCGUAUCAUCCACCGACACCUAAAGUCAAACAGAACCCGGCCAAUAUGGACAGUGGGUCUGGGCCGGGUUUUGACGAUGAGCCACCGCCAGAGCCGCGGGACGGUUGGCUUCUGGUACGUAUACACGUGCCAGAGCUAAAUGUCUACAAAUGCCUGCAAUUCCCCUCAGAUAAAUUAGUAUGGGAUGUGAAACAGCAAGUGUUGGCCUCAUUACCAAAGGUGGCCUUUUGGUUUAAGGAACUUAAAGAAAGUUUCAACUAUGGCUUAUUUUGUCCUCCGUCAAAUGGCAAGGCAGGCAAAUUCCUGGACGAGGAACGCCGUUUGGGUGAUUACCCUUUCAACGGGCCAGUGGGAUAUUUGGAGUUGAAAUACAAACGGCGCGUCUAUAAAAUGUUAAAUCUUGAUGAGCGUCAAUUAAAAGCUUUACAUACACGUGCCAAUCUAAGACGAUUCCUUGAAUGCAUUAACGGUGGACAUGUGGAAAAGAUAGCAAAAAUGUGUGCCAAAGGGCUGGACCCGAAUUUUCAUUGUCCCGAAAGUGGGGAAACACCGUUAACAGUAGCGACGGGUGCUAAAAAACCAAAUAAACUUCUAAUAGCGCUAGUAAAUGGCGGAGCUCUCUUGGAUUAUCGCACUAAAGAUGGUACCACCGCAUUGCAUAGAGCAGUAGAGAAAGAUUCAUUGGAGGCAGUAACAACCUUAUUAGAGUUGGGUGCCUCACCUAAUUACAAGGACGCUCGUGGCAUUACUCCUCUUUAUAUAUCAAUAACACGUAAAUGUGAUGCCAAAAUAACUGAAAGUCUAUUACACGAUCAUGCUUCAUUGGGUACUCAGGACAAUCAAGGCUGGAAUGAAGUACAUCAGGCUUGCCGUCAUGGUCUUGUCCAGCAUUUGGAACAUUUGUUGUUUUAUGGUGCUGACAUGGAUGGCCGUAAUGCUUCCGGUAAUACACCAUUGCAUGUAUGCGCUGUUAACAAUCAAGAGGCUUGUGCUAGAAUGCUUCUAUUUCGAGGUGCCCAACGUGGUGCGCUAAAUUUUGCCAAUCAAACUCCUUAUCAGGUUGCAGUUAUUGCUGGUAAUCUAGAAUUGGCUGAAAUUAUACAAAACUAUAAAAUCGAAGAUGUUGUACCCUUUCGCGGACCGCCACGUUAUAAUCCCAAACGUCGUUCAGGCAUUAAUUGGCUAAGUGCCAAUGGUGGUGGUAGUAUUGGCGGCGGUGGCAGCCUGAUGGGUACAUUGACACGUAAUAGCACAGCCCCUUGUACUGGUGGCCUCCACCACCACCGUGGACCACCGUCACCAUGUCCAUCCGAACACUUGCCAUACAGUUCGGCCAGUUCGAGUCUAUCUGAGGGAUCAUCCGGUCACCGUUCACAUGAGGAUGAUAUCAGCAUUGUAACAGAUAAAUCCUUAGGCGAUACUAGCGAUAUCAUUAGCGACUCGUCAGGGGUGGGCACAAACUCUGAUUCUGCCGCCUGCUCGAUUGGUCAUCCUAGCACAACGGUGGUUUGCAUGGAACCCUAUGUAGGCAAUUCGGUGGGCCACAUACGCCUUCAACCGGGCGACGUAAUCGAAGUAGUUGGAUCCACCGAUUGUGGCCUCCUGGAGGGCUAUGUGCGCGGCACCAAUCAGUCAGGUUUCUUUCCGGCUGAAUGCGUUCAAGAAAUUAAUUUGCGUCAAAAGAAUAUAACAAAUGUAGCCACGGCUACAAUAAACCAACACUCACCUUACCAGCAUUCGACAGUGGGCUCGUCUGUUCACCAAGGUUCGCCUCAAUUGAGUUUGGGAGGUAGUUCGAGUAUUGGUUUAAUCAGCAAUAACGUAGGCGCCUUGCCACGUCCUAGUCUAAUUCAUCAAUCGCCCUCAUUGUCGGUGAAUAGCGGUGGCUCUACACAAGCACUGAAUGGCACGAAUUCUGUUGUUGUUGUGGAACAACAGCAUAGCACAACUGUCGUAAAUGGCUCUCAGCAAGUAGUUGGCCAAUAUAGUAGCGCUACAGCUCCAAGGGUAAAGAAAAGGUACACAUCUUUAGCCAAUCCUAGAGGUGGUCAGUGUUCAUUCUCUCCCCCUCCUACUCCUUAUAACAGCGCAUUUAAUGAGCCUCGUACAGUAGUUUUGCACCGAGCUAAGCGUGGUUUCGGUUUCAUUUUACGCGGUGCAAAAGCUUCGUCACAACUUAUGCAAUUAAAACCGUCCGAACGUUUUCCGGCUUUGCAAUAUCUUGACGACGUCGAUCCUGGUGGAGUAGCUGAUAUGGCUGGUUUAAGGCCUGGCGAUUUUCUUUUAGCUAUUAACGGCGAAGAUGUUAGAGCUGCUUCCCAUGAGAAGGUCGUUGAAAUGAUACGCUCAGCCGGGGCUUUGGUAUCAAUGACCGUUAUAUCCCCGCAAUUUCCAAACCAAAUGCAAGCCACUCCCCAAUACAUGCCGAGUCAUCAUAUAUCGAGCGGCCCAAAUACGCCGCAAACCUCGCAUAGACAAUGUGCUACAUUGCCCCGAAAAAUGUCGUUAGGUCCUAAUUCGUCAACAGGAAGUUCUGGGGGUCGACCAGCUCCUUUGCCACCGAGACGUGACCCUAAAACUACUCUGUCGGUGGGCAGGGCACGAGCCAAGUCUAUGGUGGCCGGUUUGGAAAAUGGCGGUGAAAAAGAAGAUGACGAUAUAACGCAUACGAAAUCAUCUUCAGUUGAGUCAAUUGUCACACCCACUCCCACCCAUCCUAGCACACCGGUUCAAUUGCGUACAGCCAGUAUUAAAGCACGUCCAACUUCAAGUCGCAUAACAGCCGCAGAACUAGAAGAGCUAUUCCAACGCCAACAUGGGGAGGUUGUAGACAGCUCCAAUCGAUAUUCCACCAUGAUGACCACGUCACGUUUUCAAUCCGGUGUUGAAAGUGGAGCAGCCACUCCUCCAACCAACAUCAAUUCUCCACUAAAAGGGCCUCAGGUCUACGGCAGUGUUGCCGAAAUGAAGCGUAAAACCAAGACCAAAAACGGAACAUUACGCGGCAAACCUUGUGUAAUUCCUACGGUGGGAGGAGGGCACGAUUUAAAACGAUUCCAUUCCACGCCAGAUCUGAAUGUCAACGGCGGUUCCUCUUCUUCUAUUUGGACCACCAAUGUAAGCAAGGGCCAUCUUUCACAGGAUGACGUGACCACCUUACACGCUUCUAUGAUCCGUUUAAAUACAUUGCCCCCACCCUCACAUCCUCCACCACCACCUCCGGUCGUCGGACAGGUAGUAAAGGUAGAAACGCGUCAAAAUUCUGAAUAUGAAAGCACCAUAUCGUUGCAGCAGAAACUGAAAAAGCGUGCCGAAAACGACGCUGUCACAUCAGCAGCUAUCGACGGUGUUCAAUCAAGUUUCAACCCGUCAGCAAAUGCUAAAAUCUAUGCUUCACCGCAAGAAUUGCGAAAUGUCUUGGCCUGGAAGCUAAGGCAAUGUCAGGAGAAUCGCUCGCAGCCAGUGAAUCAAGCUCAACAACCAAAUAGUCAACUGCAACAGGAACUUGUUUUAAAUCAACCCCUCGUUUCAAAUGCGCAACAAAGUCAACAACCAGACCCCCACACACAAAUUAGUCAAUAUGCACAACCCACUGCUUUGGCACGCACCAAUUCACCUGCCAGCUCUAACUCGGCUGGGCAGUAUGCAGCACCUCAAUCUCAAAAUGGUUCCGCAGUUAUAAAUCAAGUCAACAAGAGUAGCAACAAUAUUAAUAAUAAUACUAAUAAUAACAAUAAUAAUAAUAGUAACGGCGGACAACUUAAUAUACCAACUGGUCCAGCCCCUCCUAUACCGGAACCCGACUACAGUCUUAGUGAAUCAGAUGGUGAAGAUGAGAAUUCUAUAUUAGUAGCACGUAACACGAAACUAAAUGAAAAAAUCGCUUUAAUCGAUGUUCCCGAGACUAGCGGCAACAGUCAAGCGAGUGGCAGCAGCUCAGGCUCGGGUUCCAUUUCACAUUCCUUAUCAGUUGAAGAGAUCCAACGUAUACGCAGCAAUCUUAAAAUCUCUAAGUCUUCGCCCAACGGUUUUAAUAAAGUUGUCGAAAAGAUAGUCGCAGACGGAAGAGCCGAUGCAGAAAAGAGCGAAAAAGAUGAUUCUGAAAAUAACAAUAACAACAUGCUGAACGAAGAAGAAGAUAGUUCUUCAGGGGUUAGUAGCGAUCAGGAUGUAAUGGCUGCCAAUAAUGUAGUAAGCGGGCCGAGAGCUACCGAUACAAUUAAAAAGAAACCAACCGUAACCAUUGUGGAUGAUCCAAAAACCAUCCCAGAUCAGUCCAUUUCAGAUCAGGAUGAAACAGACAGCACAAAACUGCCUACGACACCACCGCCGCCGCCACCACCUGUGGAAACAAAGACUAAAACAGCUAACGUAGCAAUUGAAAAUACAACCAAUAAAACAACAAUUUCACCUCAGCAAAUGAAGACUAAUUCAGUGGUAACAGUCACAGUAGCUGCCGCCAAAGAAAAAUUACCUACACUAACAAACGUUGUAGCCAGCACCGCCGCUGCUUUUGAAGCUAAAGCUGCUACUGCAAAUGCCAAUAUUUCUGCAACGGUGGCUAAUAUUCCCACCACAGUUACUGUUAAGCAAAUGGUCCAACAACAUCAUGCACCAGUCAUACAGCAACAACAACAACAAAUGUCGACAUCAAAGGUAAAGACACUGCUAGUGCAAAGUCAGUUAGUGGCCAGUAAAGCACAGCCAGCAAUAGCUGGUCGCUUGGCUCAACAACAACAGCAACAACAACAGCAACAACAUAUAAAUCCCAACCAAAAGUUGUUAGCCACUCAACAGCAAAUAAUGCAGCAACAACAACAUCAACAGCAUUUACAACAAAUUCUCAAAGCCAAAGCGGCUGCAGCAGGAGCUGCCGCCACUACAGCAGCUCUGGUUGCCAAGCAACAGCAACAAAUGAGUGCUAAUAAACUUCUGACAUCGACGACUUCACAAGACUCCACCGAUGAGCAGCGUUCAGAUGACGACGGAGACUUAAGUCCUUCCCCGCCAGCCAAAGGCUUUCAGAGACAUAAUUCGUUAACACGCAAACAAGCCGCCGCUAUUGCCAUGCAACGAGCUACGCGUUCAGCUGCCGUUUCGCUGGUGCAACUUCCGCCACCCAUUGAGGCUGACAGUGAUAGCGAAUUAUCGCUGAGUGCAAAAGGUGCUGUUGGUGCGACCGCAACUACGGUGGGUGAUGAUGAUGGAUCUCUGGUUGCAGAGAACAUUGUACUCGCGCCACCGCCACAAUUUUGCGAUUGCAAUGACAUUAAGCAUGUGCCGCAGUUGCAGCCACAGCAACAGCAACAGUCGACAUCGCCUGCACCGCCCACUCAAAUGCAACACUUGCAAAUGCAGCAGCGCGUUCACCAGCCACAACAGCAGCUGUCGCUACAGCAACAACAGCAACUACAAUAUCAGCAAUACCACCAACAAUUGCAACAGCACCAUCAUCAACUGCAACACCAACACCAACAACAGCAUCAGCAGCAACAACAAAUGAUGGCCAUGACCAUGCAAAUGCAUCCACAACACAUGCUGCAAAUGCAGCAUAUGACAAGUAAUGCAUCUGCUGCCGCUGCUGUUGCUACUGUUGGUGUUGCUAGUGUUGGCGGUGGUGGUGGAAGUGGUGUGGGCUCUGGCGCAGCUACUGCUUCAGCAGCAGCCACAGGCAAUAUGGGCACAUUAGGUCGCGUUCGCGUUGUUGGUACUUUACCCAAAAACAAUCAUCAUCGUUUGCAUUAAGACAAAACAGUAAAGCUAUACUUUUCCCUCCUUGUGCAAAACAAGGUAACGCUUGCUUCCCGGAAUUUAAAAGAGAGAAAAACACAUGUUUUUUGUUUUUUAAAGUUACAAAAUAUCUGCUGCAUUAAAAAGAUAAAAAGUAACGACUGCCAGUCUAUUAACGAUCGCACUCGGAAACUAGCAUUUAUUAUAACAACACGCACAAAGGUCGACUAAAAUUUGAAUUAAUGGAACUUACAGUUUGAGCUUUUCCAAACAAAACAUAUUCCAUGAAUUUCCCUCUUUUCGUUUUUUGUGACAUGCACAAGAAUGUUUGACAACAAUCGAUUUCCAAGAAUAGAAGCGUCCUUUACAACUUCAACUACACUACAGUCUUUCCUAACUAAAUUCAUUUUCAAAGAGCCCGAACAACAUUUUAAGGACAUUUUCAUAAGGAAUGCUGCAAGAUCGAGGACCACACAAUAAAUUGUCAGGGAGCAAAUUUUUAACAUAUAAUAGCUGGCAUGUGUGCGCCCAAAAAAGGUAGAAAGUUAAAUUUAGAAAAAAGUAGUCGCUCGGUCCGGAAAUAUGACUUACCGAACAUUAUCAAAAUGAACACUAUCUUUCUUGUACACCGUUUCUAUUAAACAAAUAACUAGUAGCUUAGCAAAUGUUAACACACGACACCUGCUCAUCGAAAUUUUUUUUUAAAUAGUUAAAUACGAAAAUGAAGAGAUCGAAAUAAAAUAGAGUAAUUCCAAUAUAGUAAGUAUGUAAAGUAAAAGUAAAAUUUCUGCAUUUCAGUAAAGAAAAGACGAAAAGUCGAGGAAGUAAUAACCGUUUGAUAUUUCAAAUGGAUUGCAUAUUUUUGAAACGAAAAAAUCGACAUAUACAUCAGAGGGAAAGAUUCAGUGUACAAAACUGAACGUCUUUUGUCAUCACGAUUUAUUAGAAAAGACUAGUCACCAUACCGAUAGUAAACUUAUGAGAAAAUUACACCUAGACCAUGUACUGACUCCAUGGACACUAGGUCCUCUGGACUCUUGUUUUGUAAACGCAUACACUUCAGUUUCCGACAUAACCUUAAAGAUUGAUUACUUCAAUUUUCUUUUUUCCUCAACUGAAUGGUCUCUAUCUAUUGAUACCACUUUAAUUGCUAACAAACGAGGAAUAUGUUGUUGCAAUAGAAUUCCUUAAAAUUACAACAAUCAGCCUUUUUAAUAAAUACUAAAUUCUUUAUCAUCUUAUUUUUUUUUUAUUUUUUGAUUUUUUCCAAUUCCCGACAAUUAUUGAUCAUGAUAUCACGAGAGAAUGUUCCCUCUCGUUUCGCCGAUGUGAGGGAUAAUUUGUAAAUAUUUCGCUCAUCAGGCCAAUUGGAAAAAUUAUCAAGCAAAAAUAAUAAAAUAAACUAAAGAAACAUAUUGAAAGGAAAUGAAAUUAAAAGAAGUUAUGAUGAUGAGAAGAAUGAUUCAAUCAUAGAUGACUCUGAUAAGCUCUAUGUAAAUACAAAUCAAUUGGCAGAAUGGGACCGAUGUUCUCCGACCGAUGUGAAUAUGAUUACAAUGAAUGAAACUUGGAAAUGUUAGACAUAACAUCGUCCUUAACUGCCCCUUAAAUUCCAAUCUACAAUACUAUAUAAAAUAUAUAGAGUUAUUAUCUCCCUUGCAUCGCUUGACUGGGGUUAGUAGUACUCUUCCCUUUCCAUGUUCUUCAGUGCAACACUUGAUUUGGUGCUUGAAAAAAGCCACUUUGUAAGGUAAAAGUUUCACCCACAUCUACACUUUCGCUACCAUUUAUAGAGCAAACUUAUGGCGUAACCUUUUUUUUCACUUUUUAAAGUCUCUUUUUUUCUCUUCAUUGAAAGAGAGAAAG